Molecule: messenger RNA, 1331 nt
Organism: Teleopsis dalmanni
Lineage: Eukaryota; Metazoa; Arthropoda; Insecta; Diptera; Diopsidae
Product: ionotropic receptor 93a-like
Exons: 4
Coding region: 256-1296 (346 amino acids)
Cellular component (GO): P-body; CCR4-NOT core complex; CCR4-NOT complex
Molecular function (GO): nucleic acid binding; poly(A)-specific ribonuclease activity
Source: RefSeq, a predicted model, not a curated record
CAAUACAUUACAAUCGGUGGGUGGGUGAAAAAUUGAGCUUGUAUUUGCAUUUAUAGGCCGCUUAAAACGUAUACGAAACGAAUUUGAAAGCAUAUGGUAAGGAAGAAGAAUAAGAAAACGAAUAUUGUAUAUAAGCAAUACUCGUAAAACUGUGCCACGAAUCAGUGACUUUAAAACUUGUUCAAAAUAUUGAAAUGACUGCUUCUGACCAUAGGAUUUCUUUGUUAUGAUAUAAAUGUUUUUGAGGUAGCUUUAAUGCAGUUCUUGGAGUUAGCCAGUAUUAUGAUGUCAGAGUUUUCUUCAAGCAGUUUUGCUAAUUCAAAGGAAAUUCCAAUUAUAAAUUAUAAAAAAAGUCCAUUGAUUCGAGAAGUUUGGCGGUACAACCUUGAAGAUGAAUUUCGUAAAAUACGUAAAGUUGUGCAAACGUAUCCUGUCAUUGCGUUGGAUACAGAGUUUCCGGGAAUUGUUGCGCGACCAUUGGGUGGCAGAUCUGGCGACUUUCACUAUCAACAAUUGCGGGUCAAUGUAAAUUUAUUAAACAUUAUACAAAUUGGUUUUGCGUUUAUGGACGAAAACGGCAAGCAACCAGCUGAUUAUUCCACUUGGCAAUUUAAUUUUAAAUUCAGUCUUCGUAGUGAUAUGUACGCUGUGAACUCCAUUGAACUGCUACAAAAUGCCGGUAUUAAAUUCAAACAGCAUGAGAUAGACGGCAUAGAUCCAACGGAUUUUGCGGAACUGCUCAUGAUGUCUGGUGUGGUGUUAAUGAAAAAUGUGAAGUUCACCUCUGUGCGAACUGAUUUUAAUAGAUAUAUGGCUAGAGCAAAGAUCUACAGUAAUCCACAAGAUGAAGACAUUAAUGCAGUUAAAAGUGGUAAAAGGGUUAAUAUUGAUUGGCGCAUCAAUUUACAACUAAUCGUACAAAAUCAUCUUGACAAGGAUAAAGAAUGUAAAUUCGCACUUGGUAAAGAGAAUUUUGUGGAUGAACAAGUCGGCUUAAUUAUGCCUAGCAACAGUCCGUAUCUGCACUUGAUCAAUGAAAAAAUAACGCGUCUUUUUCAAAUGGGUUUCAUUGAGAGGUGGCACCAAACGAAUUUACCUUCAAUGGAGAAAUGCAACGGAAAAGGUGUACUCCGACAAAUCACCAACCACAAAGUAAAUUUAGAUGAUAUGCAAGGAUGCUUUCUCGUACUAUUAUUAGGAUUCGCAAUUUCUAUAUUCAUUUUGUUUAUUGAAUAUUGGUUUUAUCGACUAUACGUCGUAGACAGAGAAAACAAUAGAGCUAUUUUUACAACAUAAAAUAUAUAUGAUGAUCCACGUUUAAAGAAAACUUA